AUGCUCUUAAAGGCAGCAACUCCUUUCGACGAUCAUCUGCUGGAAGUAUGGUUGGUUUCCGAUGCGAUGCAAGGACGGGUGCGCAUUGUCGAGUACAGCCAGAGCGGCAUCGGCGAAGAGGCUGCUGUUGGCGGGGGUUGGGAGCAGCGCAUCAUGUCCUCAGAUCCCGCAUCUACUGAUGUCCAUGGCGCUAUGUUGGGCCAUGUGCUGAGAUGCGUACCAUUUUGGAUGAUAUCAACGGUCUUGAGAGAGGGUGAUGAUGGACCAGCGCCAGGCUACCGCUCGAACGGGUCAGGCUUCAGGCUCGUUCCGCAAAGGUCACGCAGGCGUGCCGACGCUUUCAAGAGGACCAUCUCGGCUGGAAGGAUCAAAGACCCUGGCUGA
This is a messenger RNA of Moesziomyces aphidis, 384 nucleotides long. Lineage: Eukaryota; Fungi; Basidiomycota; Ustilaginomycetes; Ustilaginales; Ustilaginaceae. The record is from the annotation of a GenBank genome assembly.